Messenger RNA from Cucurbita maxima (winter squash), 2242 nucleotides. RefSeq lists its product as uncharacterized. NCBI's taxonomy places the organism in Eukaryota, Viridiplantae, Streptophyta, Magnoliopsida, Cucurbitales, Cucurbitaceae. The record is from RefSeq and is a predicted model, not a curated record. The transcript is spliced from 14 exons. Bases 143 to 1840 code for a protein of 565 amino acids.
UAUUUUUAAUUAAAAAAAAAUAUUCCAAAAAAUGUGUGUCCUUCUCCUAAACCCUUCUUCUACCUCCAUCGCCAUUCGUUCUGCAACCAGAAAAUCAAUCGAGAAGAAGCCAACGAGCUGAAGAAGGCUUCACCUUCCAAAAAUGGUGCACAAACCGUGGAGAAUAAUACCGAGGCCCUUGCUCGAAACGGUCCUCAACAAUCAUUCACAGCACCACCGCGUCCCUCAACCUUUGAUACUUCAUGGCCCCAGAGGCGUCGGGAAAACCACUCUCAUUCUCGAACGUCUUCUGGCUGACUGGAAUAAAGGCCCCCACUUAUCUGGAUAUGUGGAUUUUGCUGAAACUAUUAAAGAUCAUCACCCACUUCACGGCCAAUCGUUUCCCUGGGCGUCGUGGUCGAAUUGUCCGUCGCCAUUAGUGUCGGAUUGCAGAAUUAAACUGGAAAGUUGCCUUGAAUCCAUGGCUGAGAAGGGCGUCAAAUUAGGCAGUAUAACAUCCCAUCAAAUAUUCACCACCAUGAACAAGUGGCACGGCCUGAAUACAGCCCUUCGCCGCGUACUUCAUGGGGAUAAUGCUUCGAAAAGUUUUGUUUCGCGCAGAGCGUCAAGCUCGGCUCUGUGGGAUCAAGCAGUUUUUGCACUGUCUGCUCGAUGUAAUGCCGCUGAGGUUGAUGGGGUUUUAGGAUUGGGUGAUGAAGGGAGGACUUUAUCAAUUGAAGAAGCUUCUUAUUUUAGAGAGUCUAUUAUGGCGCUGAGAUUGGCCAAGGAGGUGAUCAAAAUUCAGCAUGGGUGGCGAGCUAAAGCUAUUGCUGAUCUGAAUCGGACGCGUAGUUUUUCAUCGUCAUUGGCACAUUCCUGUACUGAUUGGCCUUGUUUGUUGAUAGAAUUGCUGUCACAAGCCGCUGAAAUCGACCAUUUUCAGCCAAAAUUAAUUAUUAACAAUAUAGACGUGUUGCGAAAUGCAAGUUUAUCGGAUGACGAUACAUCGGUCUGUGGAUCAAUGUAUCAUGACAGCCUAGUGUGGAGAAUAAUUUCCCUAGGGGCAAAUGAAAGGUGUCUUCCUGUUAUACUUGUAACGUCAGAUAGCUACUAUUCGUACCGUGCUUACAUGGAUUUUGGAUUUCCAGAUAUAUUUAUCUCACGUGAGACCUUUGGGUGGACUCCCCAAGAGGCUAAACUGCAUAUGGUUCCUGAUUAUUUCAGCAAUGCAGAGUGGAAGCUGAUUGCUGAGGUGCUUGGCCCAAACCCUCGACACUUAUUUGAGCUUUAUGCUCUGAAACAAAGCAACUACUUUAACAAAACGGCAACGGAUCAUAAUUUUGGCACAAUCGAGGAUAUAGUAGAUGCAUACUUGGCAUACUUGCAAGUGACAGUGGUAAAUCCUGCCAUGGAUAGAGCGCUAGCACUCCUGCAAAAACGUGUUAUUGAUGUGCAAAAUGGAUUGGUUUCAAAAGAUAGAUUACGAUUUGGUGCACCUUGGAGGCAUCCUCCUCAGAGUGACGAUCCACGUUUGAGCUUGGACUGGGCAAAGAUUCAGCUGAUGGAUUUUGUGCAUUCUCUUGUGGAUGCAGAAUUUGGGGUGAACUAUCUUGCCGACUGUAGCCUUGAGAUUUUUGAUGAUCCUUCUGCUGUUGCCUUGGCUGAGGUUGGUUUGCUUUAUGCACAACGGGAUCCGUCCUUCAUGCGACCAAUAUCUAGAGGGAUUCAAAGAUGUCUAGUGCGAUGGCUUGUCCAACAGCAAUUUCAACUUAGUUCCAGAUGUCGUCUUCAGUAUCUCUGGCAGAGAAUUAUACGUGGACGUAGCUAUCGCCAUCUGAUGUUACAAGUGGGAUAUAAAUAGACCCUGUAAUAAGGUAUUCUUUAACAAUGGCAUAUUCAGAAGAGGGCAGGAAGUUACACCUGAGGGUUUUUAUUACAGAAAUGUACGGAUAGGUUUAGGGACUGACAUAAUAAUUUCAAUAUAAGGAACAGAGCUUCCAGGUGCAGCUGUGAUACUAACGUGUGGAGUAUUUAUUCAAUUUUCGAACUGGAAGGUUUUCAUUGUAAUCUGUGUAUUCAAGAAUUUUUAGAAUCGUAGAUAAAUAUCUGUAGACAUUCAUUAUGGGGGCAUAAUAAGAGAAAAGUGGCCUUUUCUUGGGAAGGGAGGUAAAGAUCAAUAUGGGAUUGGUUGAAUAUGCAUUUUCUUUUCAUAGAAAUGAAAUUACUUGAAAGAUGUGCAAAGAAACAGCUUUUUUGGAGCAAC